This is a messenger RNA of Seminavis robusta, 2415 nucleotides long. The record is from the annotation of a GenBank genome assembly. Lineage: Eukaryota; Bacillariophyta; Bacillariophyceae; Naviculales; Naviculaceae.
CUAGCUGUUACUUUGAUGCAUGUAGCUCUCUCUGACUAGCUGUGAUGGAUGAAUAAUGAAACCCUUUGAAAGGGGCAAGAGACUAACCAUAGCUUCAUCCUUGUAACCACUGAGUAUGCUUAAAUGCAUGACCAGUGAUUCCGCCGAACUGGUUUCAUAUCUGCAAACACAAAGUCCGUCAUGGAGCACAGGCGAGAUUUCCAAAACGAAAGCUGGCCUGGUGCUUAUCCAGCCAUGGCCAAAAGUAUGAAUGCCACUGUCCAUGGUCGGGGUGUACCUGCUUGGGAAAUCCCUACCGCCAAGACCAUUGCAAGAGAUGGAACCUGAUGGUGUAAAAUGGAGUGCCACCUUCCCAGUGCCAUGCCGCUGGAGUGGGAGGAUUUGGACGACUGGGGUCGUCAGUACUGUCCGGUAAUCGAAAAAGUAAGUGUGCAUCAAGACAUCGUGAUUAUGGACAAAUGACAUGGUCUUGUCCUACUCCUGAUGAACGGAAGGCAUGGAAAGUUGCGAAUCCCGGGAUGAAUUUUAGGCGGCUACCGUAUUACUACUAAGGAGACGAGAGAAGGCAUCGAAGUUAAAUCAUCUAAGAAGAUGGAUGCAUUGUACCGUACUCGAAUGCACUAUUGCUAACUGUAGCACUUGUAUGGUUUCUCAGAUGACUCAGCCGUUUUGUCAGCUAGACAGAAAAAAGAGCCUGCUCAUUGCUGCAGAAUCUAUCCUCCUUGGCACAAGCAACAGGCCAGCCUCCAAAGAGAAGGUCCGUGUCAACGAUGGUAAGUGUGGAGGGCUGUUUAGACCUUCUCUGUCACUGUUCACUACCAGUACGACCGUAGCUGGGCAACGCCAAAGAGCAACUGCCGCUCCACACAAGUCUUGUACGGUACUGCCAGUGCAAAGCUUCAUUCGGUUUGUGCCUCCAAAGACUAGCUAGCUAGACUACGAUGUUGAAUUCCGUACCGGUAGGUACUGGUACUGGUGCCGGUAAAAUAAUCGUAUGACUGGUGCCGGUAUCGGUACGAAUGUACAGCGUACCGGUACCUACUAGCUAGUCUAGCUAGUUCUGGUACCGUGUACGGCACCAUUGAGGAUCGAAUGAAACCCUCGAUUAGUGACUGAUCGAUCGUACUAUCGGGUCACGGAUAUUCCAGGGACCAGUAUCCAUAUUGUAUCUUUCGCUGUGAUUGAUUCGAUUCUGUGCUCAGGGUCGUGAGGCUGUCGACAUGGGACCAUUGCUGAAGUCGUGGUGACCAUUGAGAAAGUCAACUUCGGGUUUACCAUUGACCAUUGAGCAUUGAGCAGAGACCUCUUUGAACUAUAAAAGCGCAACCUGAGCUUUUAAAAAUCAAAAGCAGCGAUGUUGAGAAGUGAAAUUUUUGUUCUUGUCUUGGCCUGGCUUGGCCUUGUGGUGGGAGAAAUGCCAACCCAUAAGUUUAAAAACGGGGAUGAGAUGCCUCUACUCGGACUUGGGACCUGGAAAUCCGAGCCCGACGAAGUCAAGACAGCUGUCAAGGAAGCCAUCAAGCUGGGAUACAGGCACAUUGACUGUGCUGCCAUUUACGGCAAUGAAAAGGAAGUAGGUGAAGCCCUUGCGGAAAGUUUCAAUGAGGGAAUUGUCAAGCGAGAGGACAUGUGGAUCACGUCCAAGGUGUGGAAUGACAGCCAUGAACAAGUGUCGACAGCCCUGAAAAAGACUCUGGCCGAUUUGCAACUCGAUUAUGUGGAUUUAUACCUUAUUCAUUGGCCCAUCUCGUUGAAGAAUGGAGUUUCAUUUCCCCAAGAUAAGCAUGACAUGUUUCAUUUUGAUGGCGAAAGGACUUGGAAAGCCAUGGAAUCAACAGUCGAUAUGGGUUUGGCCCGUCACAUUGGCGUUUCCAAUUUUAGCACCCAUAAACUUGGAAGAAUUCUCGCAAAUUACCGCAUCAAACCGGAAGUCAAUCAGGUGGAACGACACCCAUAUCUGCAACAACAACACUUGGUACAGUUCUGCAGAAUGAAUGGAAUUCUUGUUACCAACUAUUCCAGUUUGGGAUCGGGUGAUCGCCCUGCAGCAUUUAAACCGGAAGGAGAACCCGUCUUGUUGGAAGAUGCCACAGUAAAGGAAGUGGCAGCUGCCGUCGGUGCUACUCCUGCCGGUGUCUUGUUGAAAUGGGGUAUCCAACAGGGUUCUGCGGUCAUCCCAAAGUCGGUCAAUCCUGAGCGUCUAAAGCAAAACUUGGAGGUUCCAGAAACUGUCCAUUUGGACGAUGCCGCCAUGGAGAAACUCAACGCCAUGGAUAUUCAUCGUCGUUAUGUAGACGGUGCUUUUUGGGCACUAGCAGGAAGCGCGUACACGGUCGAGACCUUGUGGGACGAAGUAGGAGAUCCAUUUCAAGAGGAACUCUAGAUAAAUAAAUACCGGCCUGGUUCUAAAUAGCC